UGCUGCGUUUCUUCCUUCUGCCUCUUUCUAACUUCAAACCCUAGAAGAACAUUGCUGUGUAACCGUAAGUCCGUAACAAUGCUUCCAUCGCCGCCUUCACCCCCAAAUUGAAACAAUCCACUACCGUGUCUCCCUCACCGAUUCGUCCUUUUCAUCCAAGGAACAAUGAGCUACAUACUUGUUUCAAACUCACUUCAUUGAACAAUAAGUCUUCAUCCUCAACGAUAAGUUUUAAUCGCUGUUUUCAAACAGGAGAAAGGUUUUGUCUGGGUUCGGGUAUUGUGUUGGAGCUACUAUUAAGUGUUGCUGAUAUUUCUCUUAAGAGACUUGAAGAAAUUAUGGCUGAGAGUCCAGCUAUGGAGCAAGACACUCUAACAGCAACAACACCCAUUGAGCCAACCGCAGAUCUUCCUCCUAUUAGCCGGAAGAAAAGAAGAGCUAAUGCAAAUGCUAUUAGAAAGAGGUCUGAGGUAUGGGACCACUUUAACCUUAUUCCUAAUAGUGAUCCCGCUACUGCGGCAUGUAAGUAUUGUCAUCAGAAGUACAUGUGUGACUCUAAGAAACAUGGAACGUCUAACUUAAAGAGUCAUAUGAAAACUUGUCCUAAGUAUCCGUUGAACUUGUCAACCGACACUACUCAAACUGUAUUGACAUAUUCAACAACUCAGGGAGGUGUUUUGGUUUCAACAUCUUCUAGGUUCGAUCCUUUAGGUUGUAGAAAGGGGUUAGCUUACUUUAUCAUUUUAGAUGAGAAGCCAUUUAUUACAGUUGAAGGAGAGGGAUUCAAGUACUUUUGUAACCAAAUGCAACCCCAAUUUACUAUACCAUCAAGGAGAACCAUAGCUAGGGAUUGUUUUCAAAUAUAUCUUGAUGAGAAAGUGAGGUUGAGAGCGUUAUUUAAUUCUGAUUGUAGUAGGGUGGCAAUUACAACAGAUUGUUGGACUUCUGUCCAAAAUCUUAACUAUUUAACCCUCACUGCCCAUUUUAUAGAUAAGGAUUGGAAAUAUCAAAAAAGGAUAAUUAGCUUUACGGUUAUCCCAAAUCACCGAGGCAAAACAGUUGGUAAGAAGGUUGAAGAUGUGUUGAAGGAGUGGGGGCUGAGAAAUGUUUCAACUAUCACAGUAGAUAAUGCGGCAUCAAAUGAUGUUGCUGUUAAGUAUUUAGAGCAGAAAAUAAGAAACAUGAAUGGACUUUUGUUGGAUGGAUUUGGGUUUCACAUGAGGUGCUGUGCUCAUAUAUUGAAUUUGGUCGUGAGAGAUGGAUUAAAAGUAGCUAGCAGCUCAAUUUCAAGUGUUAGAAAUGCAAUUAGGUAUGUAAGAUCUUCACCCCAUAGAGCUUUAAAGUUCAAUGAAUGUGUGGGUUAUGCCGGGAUUAAAUGCAAGAAGUCGGUAUGUCUUGAUGUUUCAACUCGUUGGAACUCGACAUAUUUGAUGCUAGAUGCGGCUGAGAAAUUUGAAACUGCUUUUGAUAAGCUAGAAGAUGGGGAUGAAGACUAUAGGGAUUUCUUUGAAGGUGAUUCCCCCCCUAGUAGUGAAGAUUGGGAUAAUGUUAGGUUCUUUGUUAAGUUCUUGAAGAAUUAUUAUGAAGCGACAAAUGUUUUUUCUGUUUCCACCAAAGCGAGCUUGCAUACAGCCUUUCCUUUCUUGGCUGAUAUUUACGUUGAGCUUAAGCGAUUAAACAUGGAUCUUAAUGGGCUGUUUGCUAAUGUAGCUAGGGACAUGUUGGAUAAGUUUAAGAAAUACUGGAUUGAUAUCACUAAGAUGAACCAACUCCUCUAUUUGGGUGUUAUUUUUGAUCCCCGGUAUAAGUUAAGAUAUGUGGACUGGUGCUUUAAUGAUAUGUAUGGACAUUCUUCAGAAACUAAGAAAUCCUUAUUAGAAGAGAUUAAUAACAAUCUCUCAAGAAUUUUCAUGGUUUACAAACAAGCCUAUGACAAUGCUGAAGGAUCUGUCCCGUCUAUGACAGCCACUGUUUCUCAUGAUGAAACUGCUGCCAACAUCGAAGUAUCGGCACAUAUGGCUAGACAAAAUGCAUUUCAGCAACAUUUGCAGUCUAUGGAUUCGGUUGAAGAAGAAACUGAGCUUCAGAGCUAUCUAAAAGAUAAAUGUAUUAGUUUUAGUGAAAAGGAUAAAGAUAAGUUUGACAUUCUAUGUUGGUGGAAACAUAAUGUUAGCAAAUAUCCAGUUCUGUCCCAAAUUGUUAGAGAUAUAAUGCCUACACCAGUUUCAACAGUGGCUUCUGAGAGUGCUUUUAGCACGGGUGGGAGGGUUUUAGAGGUAUAUAGAAGCUCUCUCAAACCUGAAAUGGCAGAGGCUCUUAUUUGUGCUCAGAACUGGUUGAGGCCUUCCUUACAUCAAUUCAAAGAUUUGGAGUUUAAUGAAGACUAUGAGAUUUCUGAAGAUGCUUUAGACGGAUUUAAUGAAAUUUCAAUUGGGAGUGGAGCCCCGUCAUCCUCUUCGACUCAGUCACAGCCUUCUGGCGGUGCCUGAAGCAAAACAAGCAGCCACUUGCUGAAUUUUUUGGAGUCAUAAAUGACUCAUAAUUUUGAAGCGAUGCAUACAACAACCAACCCAUUUUGAAAGAAUUUUGAAGCAAUGCACAUCACUUUUGAAGAAGACAUGUCCGGCAGCUGUGGAGGAACAACUAGACACAACAUCAAAUAUAUAUUGUUAAUGCUGGUACUGGCUUUAGGAAUAUGCAUUGGCCUGCUGCGCAGAAAUUUCUUGAUCCCAAAACUACUACAAAAAUACAGGCAAGUUUCUAUAGAGGAAGGAGAUACCAAGUCCAAAGAGUUUGGAAUCAUGUUGAUAGAAACUAGUGCAAAAGCAGGCUUCAAUAUCAAGGGGUCAUGGAUGGUUUCUUACAUUCAUUUUCCUCUUUCUCAAAUCAUUAAUGUCAAUUUCAAUUCUCAAAUCAUUAUCAUGAAGGAAUUGAAGAAAAGGGGAGAAAAAGAUCAUGCAGCUCAUGAAAGAUAGCUAUCUUGUUUUAUAUUAAUUGUGCUUGGUUGGUUGUGUUUGUGUUAGUGCUAUUAAAUUUAAAUUUGUUGUAUUAAAUUUGAGCAAACAUAUAUAUGCUCAAAAAACUUGGAUUUUAUAUGGUUUUC
Messenger RNA from Vicia villosa (hairy vetch), 3103 nucleotides. RefSeq names its product zinc finger BED domain-containing protein RICESLEEPER 2-like. NCBI's taxonomy places the organism in Eukaryota, Viridiplantae, Streptophyta, Magnoliopsida, Fabales, Fabaceae. The coding region runs from base 339 to 2489 and encodes 716 amino acids. The transcript has 10 exons. The record is from RefSeq and is a predicted model, not a curated record. Gene Ontology annotation, molecular function: DNA binding; protein dimerization activity.